AUGAAAUGGAAAAACUUGAGGCUGGUUGUCGGUGAUGACAGGUAAGAGGCAACAGACUUUGAGCCUGUUUAUUUUUUGUGUGUUGCAAGCCUUCCCUGAUUAUUCAACAAUGUGGUUUGUCGCACUAGUCUUACUUUCCUCCAAGAAAUGCUUAACACUUUCACUCCCAAGAUCUAAUUAGUAAUUCUCCUUACUAUCUGCCAUACAAUUCCUAUGAUGUUAGUUUAGAGAAUUUGGUCUUGGGUCAACUAACGAUCGCCUAAUUGAUAUUUCUCUUUAUUCUCAUCACUUGUCUGAUUGAUAUUGUAUUGAUAUUGUAAGGAGAAAUUCUGUCUUGGUCACUCAUGGGAGUAAAAGGGUUAAAGUACACCUGACAAAGACCUCAUACGGAAGUCCAUUUAAACCACGAUCUUGAAAUCUCUUCUUCUCGAAGUUAUCAUUUGAACUUCAGGAUCUUAAAAUGUUUACCUGGGCCUAUAAUAGCCGCUGUAUCUUGUUUUUCCUAACUGUUGUAGUGAUGAAGAGGUGAAAGAAACCAACAAACCACAACCGAAAUCAAAACUAAACCGCAAAGAAAGGUAAGAAAACGGAUCGCACUUGUAUUAUAAUUUGUCACCUUCACGAAAUUGGUGGUCUGAUUGCGACUUUUUCUUUGUCGUUCACUCAUCCAUUUAUUAACUCAUUCAAUUCAUCGAGUUAAAAGUUCAGUCUACGAGUAAAAAAUUUGGGAAAAAUUGUUUCACUAGUUCAUUGUUCAUUUGUUUUUUAUUGUAAGCCGUAGCAACAAGCAAAACUUGCAAAGCCGGCGGUCCACCUUGUUCAGAAUUCCAUCGGAGCCUGCGGAAAGUUCAACCGAGAGUGAAGAAGAAGAUGACCGGGUGCUAGACGGGAAAGUGGUGAGCAUGUGCAUUGAAUAGCUGGUAAUAGCAAGCGAGCAAGCGAACUAAAGAACGAACUAACGAAUGAGCGAGCGAACGAGAAAACGAACGAGCGCACAAAUAAGCGAGUGAGCGAACGAACGAACGAUUGACGGAACGAACGAACGAGUGAGUGAGCGAACGAGAAAACAAAUGAUUGACGAAACGAACAAACGAGCGAGCGAGCUUACGAGAAAACGAACGAACGAACAAACAAAUAAGCGAACGAGCGAACGAACAAGCAAUUGACUCAAAGAAGAAACGAAUUAAAGAAUGAGCGAGCGAGCGAGCGUGCGAACGAUUGACGGAACGAACGAACGAACGAAUAAACGAAUGAGCGAGUGAGCGAAGCAACGAAUGAAAGAACAAAUGAAAAAACGAAGGGAAGAAAGAACGCAAAAGAACUAACGAGCGAACAAAUAUAUCACUUUUUUCAUUGUGCGUUUAUCAUGGUUAAUUGUUUUACGUUGUUCUUUGUUUUACAGGGCGUAGCUGACCUUCCCUCAGAAUAUUGGCAAAUACAAAGGCUGGUCAGGUUCCUCAAGGUGAGAGUAUGCCAUCUAACAAAUGGAACUCACACUGAUACAAAAAAAAAUGUUAUCCAACUGAUUCAUAUUUCCCAUAAUCAUUUUCCUGUUUUCAGAAUGGUAACCAAGUCGCCACGGUCAUCACAUUGUGUGCUCUGACGGAUUUCAACUUAACUCAAGAAAUGACCCAAAUGGCCAUUCGCGAUGUGAAUGGAUUGACAGUUCUUGUUAAUAUUCUCAGAACAGACCACGAGAAUUGUCAGGUUUGAAUUGAUGCUGUUUCUUAUUAUUACUACCGAUCAAAGAACAACAAUCAACCACACGCAUUACAAUCUUGACGACUUUUGGACGGUGGAUAUCUAGAUCUCAACUAAACAAAUAGAAGAUUCCCCCCCCCUCCCUCUUCACCCCCACCCCGCCUAACCCCUCAGAAGAGGCGCGGGGAACCGGAAGGGGAGAGAUAUGACAAUUCAGACUGAAAGGAAGAGAUUUAUUUACACGUGCUUCAAAGAAAUAUACGCACAAUAUUGGCAAAUGAAACAGCAAACGGCACAGGAUGGACUAUGUAACAUAAUAUGGUUUUCUUGGAAGCAGAAAUAUGAAUCAUUGUAUUUUCAUAACUUUUUGAUCGGUACAUCGCCAAUCGCCUUAGCUUAAGUAAAAAGGGCUACGCAGUUUAAAAUUUCAACUGAACCCGUCCCAUUGACAUUUAAUUUAUCCUCUGGUUUUUUAGAUCGGUGCGUUGAAGGUUCUCCAACAGUUGACUAUAAGUAGCAUCUACAACAGGCGAGCUGUUAUCAAAAUGGGAGGUUAGUUUAACCCUUUGUACCCUAUACCUACAACAUGCACAUUCUCCCUACCGCUCUCUAUACAUUUCCUAAGGCGCUGACAAGGAGAAUUUGUUUAAUACUCAAGAGCUUCUAUAGUUGGUGAUCAUUCCCUUUAUUCCUGUGACCUUUAUGUGUGAUUCAGGGGUGAUAUUGUUAGGAGAAAUUAGAUACUGGUCACUCUUAGGGUUUAAGAGUUAAAGCCCUCAAAACCUUGUUACAAUGCCCUUUGUCAAUAACACAGGUUCCAUUUUAGAGACUUAAACAAAAAAUUUCAGAAAUUUUCAAAUCUUUAUCAAAUCACUUUUUUUUGUGAUAUAUUUCUUCGACCGGAGAUCAGGAGUUGCCUCUUCCAACAUUGUCGUUCUUUGCAGAUGACAGGACGGUUUUUCCACAGAUGAGUCUUAUAAAUGACCUCACUCCCAAACGUAUCUCAGUCAGCGUAGUGAUAGCAUUUUUUUCAUCUCAUACUUGAAAAACAAAGUUUAACAUCUCAAUCAGAAUGGAUAAUUUCAUUUCAACCAUGAUCUUUCGUUUUGUAGGCGUUCAGAUCCUGAUCGAUCUCAUAACUGAUGCUCCUAAGGAGGUGCAAAGUUUAGCGGCAGCUAACUUGGCUAACAUGGCAAAAUCCAGUGUAGGAAGAAAUAUUCUAAAAAAACAUGGUGGAUUACAAAAAUUGGUGAGAUCAGGAGCUGGGAAAAUUUUUAGAUCAAAGGGUCUUAAACCUUCCCAGUAAAAAACUUUCCAGUACUCUCUUCUUUCUGCUUUUCAAGGAAACGAAGUUACUCUCAAAGAGCUAUGCUAAGCAUCAGCUAGAAAUUAAAUCCAACAUUACCAUGUAUAUAUUAUAUUUACCAGCAUUUCGUUGGGUUUCCCCACACAAUUUUCAGGGACCUGUAUAUAUUUCCAAGGGACCAUACACGGGCAGAAGUGUAGAUUCGAGUCUUGGCCAAGUCACUGUGUUGUGUUCCUGGGCAAGUCACUUUCCCCAGUGCCUCUUUCCACUCUGGAGUAUAAAUGGGUACAGGGAACUGUUGCGGAAACCCAACAAAAUAUUGAGGAGGUAAUCCACGUUGGACUGGCGUCUCAUCCUGGGAGGGGUGCAAUACUCCUGGUCGCUUCAUACAUUGGAGAGUGGAUGACCUCCGGCUGAAAGCAUCUUUGCAAAUUUAUAGAUUCUAGAAAGUACGAUCCAAGCGUACAACACGUGACCAUUUAUCCUCUAAGUCUCCUAAAUGCGUACAUUUCUUGUAUUAGGUUGGUCUGCUAAACUACGAAGAACGACAACCUACUGGAAGGAAACUUUCUGGUAAUGGGUCUCCAGGCCAACUUGGAGCGGACCUUGAAGUUGCACGUAAUGCUGCCCUUGCGCUUUGGAGCUGCAGCAAGAGCACGCGCAGUAGGUCGGUUGUGUCAAGUGUGUUUGGUUGUAACUUUUACAUAAGUAGCAUAGGUGGACAAAAACUGCGAAUAAGGACGACAGUAUUUCUUAUCAAAAUACGGUACGUUUAGAAGAAAUUUUCUAAUCUUUUCCUCUUAGAUCAGCAAUUUUCAAUGCCGGAAGCGUACCAAUGUUAGCCAGACUAAUUACCAUGGACAAAGACGAGUUCCUUGUUCCUAUCGUAGGACUUGUUCAAGAAUGUGCAGUGGAGGUGAUUUUCAUUAAGACAUAACGUAACUAAAUAAUAUACAUGUUAUGUGCUCUACUGAAUAAUUCUUACAUUACUAUCCACUCUUACAGCAACGUUCAAUUGAAAGUUAUUCAAAAUAACAGUGAAAACGCAACUUACUUUGUAUCGAAUGCGUCUCAAUCAAAAGUCGCUGAUUUAAUUGCUAUGGUUGAAUUAGAUCUCUCAUUAUCAUCACUUCUCAUUGUCAGACUCGCUUCAGACAGGCUUUCUACAAAGAGAAAAUGAUAGCAGCGAUCGUUCGUCGCCUGUUGACCGACAACGAAGAACUUCAGGGUUACUGCGCCAACGCCAUAUUCAAGGUAAGUUUUCACACUCAACCCCAUGGCUGCGAUCCUUUUGGCCAGCGCUACGACUGAUCAAAGAAUCGUGCCUAGAAACGAUGACAGAGAGAUAGAGACAUUCAGAGUUUCAGACGAAGGGACUCCAUUCUAUGUAUUUCAAGUCAUGAACCUAACUCACUACCUCUUCUCUUGUCUGUUUAACUUUUCCACAAUUUCUCCGUAGUGUGCUGUCGACGAACAAACAAGGAAAGCUGUAUAUGACUGCGGGGGCCUGAACACGCUUGUUUCACUUCUUUCCCGCCAUGAUAAUAAGAAGCUGCUGGCGGCCGUAACAGGUGCAAUUUGGAAAUGUGCUAUCAGCGAUUACAAUGUCAAAAAGUAAGCAUUUUGGCUUCGGUCACUUGGGUAGAAUUUUGUUCUUCUGGGAACACAACCUUGGAUUUUGUGUCUUCGUUUAGUAAAUUGUCGUCUUGUCGGCCUGCAUGACUCAUUUGAAACCGCAAAACUAGCGGUUUAAAAACGGUUUAAAAGAAGGAUCGAAUUCCUAGAGCUUUUAACUCCAACUUUCGUAAGAGUACCUCUGUGGCGAAAAAAGCUGGAGGUCUUUUUUCUUGAUCUAGGUUGAUGGAGAUGAAGGUAUUAGAAAUACUUGUUAAUCUACUUCAGAAUGAAGAAGACGAAGAGGACCUCCCUGAACAAGUAAGUGUCAAAAAUCUUUACUGGCUCGGUCAAAAAGAAAUCCAUAAUUAAUAUGGCGAUGCAGCAUGAAAUUUUCCUUUACUGUUCGAGAUUGUGUGGUAACAAACCGAUUGAUUUCAAGUUUUAAAUAUCAGUAAUUUUUUUUUUUUUUAGGAUCACGUUUGAGGUUACACGUUUAGGCACCUAACUUUCUUGAUACCCUAAAUUGUCUUGACAUUUGGGGUUCAGAGAGUUGUAUGUAGAAAUACACGUUACUUGGUCAUUGAUACAAUAAAUAUGCCCUAGACUGCCCCUCCCCCCCCCCCCCCCCACUUCCCUCAGUGGGAACUGAUGAUAUCUUAAAUUUUGCUCAUUUUUCACUAAAGGUUCAACUCCAUAUUGUUGGAGCCAUUGGAGAGAUUGCCAAAGACCCUAAGGCUCCGCUGGAAAUUUUACGAUGCAAGGGAUGUAAAACCUUAGUGGACAUUCUGAAUAUCCCCAAUGAAGAGUUAACUGGUACAGCGGCGAGAGCCAUCGCGGCAUGCGCUGCGAACAGUAGCUGCCGCGCGUAAGUAAUAGCCAUGUGCCUCGUUCUCAAAAGGAGACCGAUUAUUCUAACAUAAGACCCGAUUAUUCUAAUAUGAACUCAUUUAUUUAUGUCCGUAUUUUCAGAGUUUUCAACAGAUUGGAAGGCUUAAGGCUUCUGUGGUCUCUUAUGAAGUCAAGGAACAAUCAAGUGAGAAGAAUUUUCGUUUAGAACUUUAAUUGAUUAUAAUUUAUCUAGACAUCCAGUUUAAUACCUGUUCAUGGUAUGACUUAUUUUCCUGUUGAUUAGGUGGUCUCAGGUGGAGCAUGGGCUGUAUACAGACUGAUGCAAGAUACACCGGUAUGAGAAAAAUGCAUUAUCACCGUCUCACAACAUAAUGGAAUGUGAAAAUUGCUAUCAACGAAAUAUUCUACCGCAACCAUUUUUUGCCUCGUAGGAGGCCUGGGAAACCGCGCGAUCAUUUGUUGGGGGACUGGAUCUGACUGUUCGCCUGCUCAAGUCUGCCGAUUUGGAGGUUAUCUCUGUUAAUAUAUUCAGUUCAACCAUUUUACACGUGGUAGCUUACAAAUUAGUUUUUCUCUUCCCUUAUUUAUCAUAGCUGACGAGCGACAGCGAAAAAAAUUUCAGUCAGUAAAAAUCACUCUAGACUACUCCAACUAAAUGCAUUGAAACGUUUUCAGGUCCUUACUAGCGCAUGCGCAGUGAUAUCAGUUGUGGCAUGUGAUUGGGAGAACUUGGGAGUCAUAACUGAUUACGAGGUUGUCCCUCACCUGGCUAAACUCACGCAUAAGGUAGGUCGUUAACUCAUUACUAUAGAACUAAGUUGCCAUAUGAUUGCCGAGAUGAUUUGGGUACGAAGAGAGCCUACAAACGCUCACCAGUUUGAGGGGAAAUUAUUUGUUUUGUUUACAGACUGACAUCAUUUUGAGGCGACAUUUGGCUGAAGCUAUUGCCAUGUGCAGCAAAUGGGGAAACAACGCGAAGCGAUUCUCCCAGGAAGGAGCUGUAGAAAGAAUGGUGGAAUACCUUGGGUCACAUGACAUCAUAGUACAGCGGUCGGCAAUGCGGGCUCUCGAGCAGUUGGGCAAACAUCCUGAUAGCUGCAUCACUAUGCACCGCAGUGGGGUUGUCAAGGUAACACAGAGGUGUUAGCUCUCUUUAACGGCUGUUGCAAAAGUGAAAAUAGAGACGUUCAGUAGACGAGAAUGACUGCCAGAAUUAUAGCGUUGUUUUUAUAAUUUCAGUGAUGUUUGUAACAGAUGUUACGUCUGUAAGGUUCAGUUUUUGAGGACUUAAGACAACGACUGAACGGUCGAUUGGUGGAAAGAAGCAAGAGUACACUUGUAUUUUGGGUUAUCAUUCGCAUCUCAGAGGAGCUUAGUAACCUAACCUUUUUCUUUUUAGACCCUAAAUUUACCAUCAAUUUUUUGUACUUCACCCGUGUUCAUUCUCAUUCAUCACUUUCAUCACACUACCUUUUUUAAAAAUGUUUUCAUUUUCCCAUGUUUUCAAUUUCUUUUCUCAAAAGCUUUGGAUAGCUUCGUAUGGCGCCAAAAUAUUUAUGAUGAUGAUCAUAACAAGUGCGGAUAAUGAUAAUAAUAACGAUGAUAAUGGCAAGGAAUAGUACAAUGUAAGAGAAAGCCAGAUCCUUCUUGCUCUCUUUUUCGUAUCCUCAAAGGGAUCAGAGUUCACCGUUCUGAAAUUUUGAUAAGAAAGGAUACCCUCUCUUGGUUGUCAUUGAUGGCUUCCAAUCCAUAUUUGGCUUUCAGUGUAAUUACAAUUGACAGCAGUCAGUCAGUCAGACCGUUGAUCAGUAUCAAUCAAUCUGUUCUUAGCUGUUGCUGGAGAUGAUCGGCUCAGAGGAUGCAGCUUUACAAGAAGCUGCCGCGGGAUGUCUGUUGAACAUGCGACAACUUGCAAUGGCCAACGAACGAGCAAGAUAUCAGAAGGAAACGAAUAAUGAUUUGGAAGCAGAUACCGAUUCCGUUCAGCAGAAUUGAACUUUUGAAGAUAGUACUGAGUACUACGGUGACUAAAGUGUGAAUUAUGAGGCACUUACCAAUAAUGUCUCCUGUUAUUUAUAUAAUUUGUAGCUUCAAUAAACACGAAUUUUUGCUUCCUUGGAACUGGACUGGAGCGUGAUAAGGGUGAGGUGCUUAGCAUCUCUGCUAGGUUUUGUGCUUCCUGCACGUGAA
Pocillopora meandrina is the source of this 7663-nucleotide messenger RNA. Lineage: Eukaryota; Metazoa; Cnidaria; Anthozoa; Scleractinia; Pocilloporidae. The record is from the annotation of a GenBank genome assembly.